Molecule: messenger RNA, 513 nt
Organism: Prorocentrum cordatum
Lineage: Eukaryota; Dinophyceae; Prorocentrales; Prorocentraceae
Source: the annotation of a GenBank genome assembly
AUGUUGCGCCAGUCGGGGCUAUGCCGCGCGCGCGUGCUUCUCGCCCAGGAGACCUCGCGGGCGGAGUGGUUGAACGUUGCUGCGAUCGCGUGCGCGGCAGCUGACCGCCUGCACAUUUCUGUCGACGGGUGGCCCAGCUUCAAGCACUUCAACAGGGGCCCCCAGCACUUCAUCGUGGCGGGGGUCGCGGGCCCCCUGUGGGUCACAUCCGACCCGAAUCUGUUGUCGAUCAUCAUUCGCCCUUACAGGGAUUUUAUCGUGGAUGUCGCCUGCAUCUGGCACGAUCGCCCUGCCCGCUUGUGCGACCUUGUCUUCACCUCCGAGCACAACGACAUCUGGUUCCACACUGCGGGCUGGGUUGCAACGUGGAAGGCAAUCGAGAGGGGUGCGCAGACAUAUUUGGGCUUGCCCCCGCACCGCCACCUUGCAUUCAUGGCGGCGCACCCGGGUUUGAACGCGCAGCGGGCCAGCAACGGCGAGCGCGUCGGCCCGCCCUUCGGGCUGCGGCCGUGA